This is a messenger RNA of Macrosteles quadrilineatus (aster leafhopper), 4230 nucleotides long. Its product is annotated as transmembrane 9 superfamily member 3-like. Lineage: Eukaryota; Metazoa; Arthropoda; Insecta; Hemiptera; Cicadellidae. Bases 151 to 1926 code for a protein of 591 amino acids. Gene Ontology annotation, cellular component: membrane. The transcript is spliced from 12 exons. The record is from RefSeq and is a predicted model, not a curated record. Gene Ontology annotation, biological process: protein localization to membrane.
GCUAUUUCUUGCUACUUACUUGCUAUCAGUUUUGUUUUCUUGAGUCUACGUGGGCAAUAUUUCGGUGGUUUGGUUUGCAAAUUUCACUGAAAUGUAAUACAAUUUUUAUACAAUUAGUUGAGUUUUAAGGGGGCUAAUUAAAAUAGGACUAUGGAGCUCAAGACAUUUUCAUUAAAUUGCAAAUCUUUAUUUUAUUUUGUUCUACUGUCUGUUGUUGUAUUUAUAGUGGGUGGCGAUGAACACACUCAUAUAUAUCAGGAAAAUGAUGAAGUGGUUCUUUGGAUGAACACUGUUGGCCCGUACCACAACAGGCAGGAAACAUAUGCCUACUUUUCUUUGCCCUUUUGCAUGGGCACCAAAGAAACUAUUAGUCACUACCAUGAGACUUUGGGGGAAGCGCUACAAGGAGUAGAGCUGGAAUUCAGUGGAUUGGACAUUGAAUACAAAGCUGACAUUUCAAAGACUCCGUACUGUGAAAUUCAGCUAAAUGAUGAGAAACUUAAAGCAUUUAUUUAUGCAGUGAAGAAUCACUACUGGUAUCAAAUGUACAUUGAUGACCUUCCAAUUUGGGGUAUUGUGGGGGAAAUGGAAGAAGUGAAUGGACAAAUGAACUACUACAUAUGGACCCAUAAAAAGUUUGACAUUGGUUACAACGGGAAACAUAUAGUAGAUGUUAACCUAACGUCUGAGUACAAAGUUAAGCUGGAACUUGGUGUAAGGAUUCCAUUCACGUAUGAAGUGAACUGGAAACCUUCGUCUGUCAAGUUUGAAGAUCGCUUUGACAAGUAUCUUGAUCCUAAUUUCUUCCAACACAGGAUACAUUGGUUCAGCAUAUUCAACAGUUUCAUGAUGGUUAUAUUCCUGGUGGGGUUAGUGUCCAUGAUACUUAUGAGGACUCUCAGGAAGGACUAUGCUCGUUACAGCAAGGACGAAGAGCUGGACGAUAUGGAGAGAGACCUGGGAGAUGAGUACGGGUGGAAGCAGGUACACGGAGAUGUGUUCAGACCUCCCAGCAACACCAUGCUCUUCUCUGCCAUGGUAGGAGCCGGCUACCAGAUCACCACGGUCACACUGUCCGUCAUCAUAUUUGCUAUACUGGGAGAACUGUACACUGAACGUGGAUCAUUGCUGAGUACAGCUAUAUUUGUGUACGCGGCCACAAGCCCAGUCAAUGGCUACUUUGGUGGCGGCCUCUACGCCAGACUCGGAGGCAAGAUAUGGAUCAAGCAGAUGAUCUUGUCUGCCUUCAUGCUGCCUGCACUCGUCUGCGGUACUGCUUUCUUCAUCAACUUUAUUGCCAUCUACUACCAUGCAUCAAGAGCUAUUCCCUUUGGAACCAUGGUGGCUGUGACAUGCAUCUGUUUGUUUGUCAUAUUACCACUGACAAUGGUAGGCACUGUACUGGGCCGCAACCUAGCAGGUCAGCCUGACUAUCCAUGCAGAAUCAAUGCUGUUCCUCGCCCAAUCCCAGAGAAGAAGUGGUUUAUGGAGCCUGCAGUGAUUGUUGUUCUUGGUGGUGUAUUGCCAUUUGGUUCCAUAUUCAUUGAAAUGUAUUUUAUUUUCACUUCAUUCUGGGCAUACAAGAUCUACUACGUUUACGGCUUCAUGCUGCUAGUCUUCCUAAUCCUAAUGAUAGUUACUGUUUGUGUGACUAUUGUAUGCACCUAUUUCCUGCUCAAUGCCGAGGAUUACCGAUGGCAGUGGACGAGUUUUCUUGCAGCAGCUUCUACAUCUGGUUAUGUUUACAUGUAUUCAUUCUACUACUUCUUUUUCAAAACAAAAAUGUACGGGCUCUUCCAAACAGCCUUCUAUUUUGGUUACAUGGCGCUGUUCUCUGCUGCGCUGGGGAUCAUGUGUGGAACGGUCGGCUACAUGGGCACAUCACUCUUUGUCCGCAAAAUAUACUCCACUGUCAAGAUUGAUUAAAAUGUUUUUAAAGAGUACAACUUUGACAUCACCAGAAGGAUUGAGGAACACACAGAUCAAGCAACAUCUCUCCAUUAGUGAAUGUGAAAGUGUCUUGUAAAAGUAACAGUUUUUUAAUGAGCUGUUCUCACAAACCUCAAUAGCAAACCUUAUGUGAAAUUAUUUAUGUUCAAGUGAUAUAUUGUAGUGUUGGUAUUGGUUGUGUAUGUACACCAUUGACAUCUUAAAAGUAAUAUUAAUGCACAAAUACUUUGUUUAUUACAUACAUUGACACAAAACUUUAUUGAGUACUUAUAAACAUGUUUCAAAACAUUUCCUUAAAAUGUUUUGUCUGAAAUGUUUUCAGUUUAAGGUGAUAGUACAGACAAUGAUAUCUAUACACUUAUUUAAUACGCAAGCAGGAUUUUUGUGACAAUUACUCCUCCGAAACUACUAAACCGAUUGACAUGUUUUUGGUGUCAUUGGAAAGAGCGUAACGUGAAGUUGUGCAGAAAACUUUCUUUUUUGGUAAAUAAUUAGAGAGUGGGGCCCUUUAAAGUUUUGUAUUUCUCCAUAAGAUUAACAUGGGAAACAAACAUUGUUUUGAAACACCAGCUGUUGUCAGAAAUUAAAUAUUAAUAAUUGGUCUCCAUGGAAGCAUGAGAAAAUUCACUGCUUUGACAUUUAAAUUUAAACAACCAGAUCUGUCAAAUGCCUAUUUCACAAUUUCAGACAGCUGAUCAAAAAAAUAAAUAAAACAACUAUAUGUGGUAGGUUUAUUUAAUCUUAAACUUUAUGAUAGAUUAUUUAUUAUAAAUCUAUUUCAAUGAUUAUGAAACAAAUUUUUCCCGUUGCGAAGCAAAAAUUAUAAGUGAGAAGAAGAACAUAUGUUAAUUGUAAACAGUCAAUCUGUAAAUUAUAUGUUGUAUUAAAAAUGUUUAUAGUUUUGGAUUUUGGUUUGUGUUUAAUGAUGAUAUAAGUUAAUUAUUAUUGAAUUUUUAUUUUAAGGAUUUGGCAUAUGGUAUGCCUAUGAUAAAUAACACCAUUUCAGAGAUCUGCCAAUUUUUGCCUAACUCUGUUCUGUAAAGUUUAAAGUAGCCUACCUACACCUUAUGGUCUACAAAUUUGCUAAAUAACUUAGGUACGGUACAUUAUAACAGCUGACAGCCUUUUUACGUCGACUUAAAAUGUAAGCUUACAUUUUCCCGUCCAUGGGAAGUUUAAUAGUUAAAAACCAACCCCCUUGAACUGGAAUAGGACUGUUAUGUAAAUUGUGAGUAUUUCCAUUAGUAAAUAAUCUUUUAGUCGACUCUUUUAAAAUCAUCGGAAAUUAUGACUUAUAAUAACUCUUAUAAAUAACUCCUGUACUUCUUUGCAAUUGCUCGAUUUCAAGCUACAUGUACACUAGGUUAAUAUUGUAGUUAGAUAAUGUUACUUAAUUUCUUUAUUUACUAAAUAUUUUACCCUUCAUAAUUAGUUUUUGGUUUGUUCUUUAAAAGUAAUGUUGACUAAAAAAUCAGCUGUGUAAACCUAAUAUCUCAUUGUUAGAAAAUAUUUUUGCAUUAUGGUUUAUUAGAUACUAAAUAUAAUUAUUGGACCUUUUUCAUCCAAAACAAGAAACCAUAAUUAAUAUUUGUGAAUAUCAGGAAAUCUGUUAGCUGAAAUAAUAUUUAUUUGUUAUGAGAACUCACAUUUGCUAUCACCUACUAAUCUCUAAAACCUGUGAUAUCGGUACUUUUUCUGAGAUAAUACUACUCCUUUCAAUAUUUUACCAACCAAUCUAAAUAUUAACAAAUUUUACUUGUAUCUUAAUUCCACGUAAAGGUGAGGCCUAUUUAAUGUGUUGAACAUUAGGUCUACCCGGUGGUAAUUUUUUAUAAUCAAUGGCAAAGACACAUUCAAGCGCUUGUUCACUGCUUAUCGUUCAGGUAGUGAUCUGUGUAUGUUUAUAAUAAGGUUGAAGGCAUUUAUACUUUUUGGAUCGAACUCCGCCUUGCAAUGUAAUCUACAUUUUGUGAUUAGCUGGAGUUAACAUUGCCAACUACAGAUUUUGUUCCAUAUAGGUAUAUUUAUUGUUUUUUUGUUGUUAAUAUUUAAUGUUUGUAUCAUAUUAAUAAAUUUGUACCUUGUAUAUAGCCCUCCCAAGCAGUGUCUGUGGAUUUAGUAAAAUUAUUUUAUAGUAUUUUUUAUCAUUUAGAGAAUGUAAAUAGAUGUUGAGGUAGCGUAAGUGUUGAAGCUGUGCACUCUUGUGUCUAGGAAACUGUAUCACGCUGUCCAUCAAGUUGGAUGUAUUAUUUUAAUAAAGACAAUGGUUAAAUAAACCAU